Messenger RNA from Monomorium pharaonis (pharaoh ant), 4459 nucleotides. RefSeq names its product hexosaminidase D. Bases 32 to 1516 code for a protein of 494 amino acids. The transcript is spliced from 9 exons. The record is from RefSeq and is a predicted model, not a curated record. Gene Ontology annotation, molecular function: hexosaminidase activity. Gene Ontology annotation, biological process: carbohydrate metabolic process. Lineage: Eukaryota; Metazoa; Arthropoda; Insecta; Hymenoptera; Formicidae.
GACCGACGAAUAAAUUUUCAUAUAUCUUUCAAUGUACGAAGUGUCACGAUUUAGCAAUCACCCUUUCUUUUUCAGACUGGUCCACCUCGACUUAAAGGGUGCACCACCGCGGAUCUGUUACUUCGAAAAGCUCUUUCCGCUAUUGCGAACAUGGGGAGCUACUGGAUUGUUAUUGGAAUGGGAAGAUACGUUCCCUUACAAUCGGGAACUCUCUCCAAUAGGAAGCAAUGGCCCGAGCAGCUUAGCAAAUGGAUACACUGUUCAAGAAGCUAGACAUAUCCUACAAAUAGCAGGCGAUUGUGGCUUGGCAGUUGUCCCAUUGGUACAAACAUUCGGUCAUAUGGAGUUUAUUUUGAAACAUGAUGAAUGGAGAUCACUACGUGAAGUGGAACUUUUUCCAAGUUCUAUUUGUCCGUCAAAUCCGAGAACUCUUCCAGUGGUGAAAUCGCUGAUACGUCAGAUUGUUAGCUUUCAUCCUGAUAUACAGUAUCUACAUAUAGGCUCCGAUGAAGUGUGGCACUUAGGUCUUUGCUCAGUCUGUACUAAACGAGCUGCAACUAGUAAAUACGGCAAAUCAUCAUUAUACCUAGAACACAUCCUAGCAAUAGCACAAUACAUUCAGGAAACCUAUCCAUACUUGAAGAUCAUUAUCUGGGAUGACAUGUUGAGAUCAAUAGAUUUACAGAUUUUGAAUGAACAUUAUAUCGGCAAAUAUAUGGAGCCCAUGGUGUGGCACUACAAUCCCAGAGAUAAUUUUGCAUUACCUGAUGGAUUGUGGGAUAAGUACAGCGCGGUUUUUCCUAAUAUCUGGGCAGCAACUGCGUUCAAAGGAGCUACCGGUUCAACGCAGCAUGUACCCAUAAUUCGACAUCAUAUAAGUAAUCAUGAAAAGUGGUUGGAAGAACUGGGAGCUCAUGUGAGUAAGGUGCACGAAUUUCGUGGUACAGCGUUCACCGGUUGGUCAAGGAACAUUAAAAGGUAUGAUCAUUAUGCCACAAUGUGUGAAUUGUUACCCACGGCAAUACCGUCAUUAGCUCUGUGUCUGAAAGUUUGGCUUUAUGGUUAUUCAGAACAAACGCAUAUGCAGGUUGCAAAGAGCUUGGGAUAUAUUGAUCAUCCGUUACACAUAACUCCACAGCCCAGGCCAGUUCCGAUUCCUAGUAAUUUGCUCUUUCCUGGUUGGCAAAUAGCUGUAGGCAUGGAAUGGUUUCUUAACUUCAAGACGAAAUUUCACAAUAUCGUCACAAGCGAUCAGAUUAUGACAUGGAUGAAUCCGUGGCAAGUGGCAAACAAUUAUACAAAUCCCAUGCAAUUGGAAAACUUAGUACCUGUUUUUACUGAAUUGUUGUUGGAAUUAUCUUCUUUGGAAGGUUAUCUACGAGUUCAAAUGGAAACGACUUUUUUCUCCUCAACCAUUGAAGAAUGGAUUGGUACUAAUAUUCAACCAAUGAAAGUAAAGUUAAUGGAGCUAAAGCAGACUACGGAAAAUCAGUUAAAGAUAAAUAAUCGUACAUAAAGCUUUUUUGCUUGAAAAAUCGGCGAUUGAUUCCGAACGUAUAAUUAACCAAUAUCAUAAAAAGCAAUCGUGCGAUCUAUUUUUUAUAGCUGCUAAAUUGGUGCAAUAAGUUAAAGUAAAGUAAGUAUAUUUCUUUCUUAUUCUAAUGUACCAGUGCAACUAUAAAGAACAGAUUAACGAUUUAUAAUGAUUAAAUGGUUAACUAUUUCUCGAAUGUAAGUUGAAAUUUAUUUUUGUACAUAGUAGUCGUUAUGUAUGAAAUAUCAAAUAUAUCUAUUUUGAUUAUUAACUUACUUUAUAAAAAGAGAAAUACUACCAAAAAAAUAAAUAAAACAUAUAGUUUUUAAGGAAGAAAUUAUUUUAAUACUGUGUAUAAGAAGUGAGAAAACUUUUUGUCGAUAUAUGAGAUGUUCUGUGAUAUCUUGGCUAUGAAAGGGUAAUUGCGGUUAAAUCACAAAUGGUAUUUAAUAAUUAAGGGACAACCAACAUUCAAUCUUUUAUUUUUAUUUCAAAUAUAAUUUUAAAUUUCAUAAGCAGAGAUUUAUAUCUUUUCUAGUUUAGAUCGUUGAGAUUAUGACAUUAAUAGAUUUGAAAUAAAAAAAAGAUACAUGUAAGAGAUAAUAUGUUUGUACCAAGAUAUAUAUGCAUAUUGUUUGUCGCUCUUUUUUAUGUAAAUAAGCACCCACUAUGUAAUUUAUGUCCACUUGUGUUAGAAAAUAUCAAUAACAUUAUAUAUAUAUACCGCAUAAAUGUCUCAUAUCUCAUCACAGUAAUUAACGAAGACAAAUAUUUAUUAUAACUAUAUUAGUUUUAAUAUGUACUACAAUAUUUUCUAUAAAAUAUCUACUUUUUAUGAUAGUAGUCAGUUGAUCAAUAAACAAUUGUUUAUUAUACAUAUAUAUAAGAGUUUUAAAUAUGUAAAAAAUAUAGAAUAAACGUAAUACGUAUAAUAUUAAAUAAUUAGAAAGGAGAUUAAAAUAAAUUAAAUUAUAUAGCAUGUAUUUUCUUGUAUGUUAAUCUUUUAGAAAGUAGGAUUGAAUAUAAAUUAAUUUUAUUUCAACUAAAUUAUGUUAAAGUUAAUGGUAUAUAUAUAUCAAAAGGUAGUGCCUCGCACUAAGUGUACGCGCGCGAGGCACUGCCGUGCCUCUAUUACGCGUUUGCGAGACGCCGUUUGCGAGAAUCUGUAGUUUUUGGAUUCUCAAUAAAAUGACUGAAUCGAUGGAUUUCGCGACUUACGAGCAGAGAUAUUGCGAUUAAAGUUUUUUGCUGAAGAGUAAAUUUGAUUAAGAAGCAUCGUAGUCCGCUAGGACAAAUGAUGGGGAUUGGUAUUGCUGCUUUCCGCACCGUCAGAGGGCUGUACGAGUUGACACGAGUUGAUACUGUCUUGAUUGGCGCUGAGCAUCUGAAUUGGCAUCGCUGAUUGGCGGUUGAGUCCGCCAUCCGUGUGUCUUAGGAUGUGUUCCGUUUCACGUAUAAUGCACAUAAAACAUUUAUCUUUGUUUAAGGGCGUUGCCGUGAAAUAUCAGAAUAUUGUCAAUUUCUCUAGACUUCGUGUAUGCAUUAAUAAAGCUUACAUACAUUACGUCUCCAAAUUUGAGAUAGGCAAUCCAUAUUUGUUUUCGAGAUAUUUAUUGUGGAAGUUGCGCUUUUUAACAUGGGCUCUUAUGGGAGAGAUCACCGCGAAAAUUACAUUUUCGCUUAUCAAGAGACGCGGUAGUGGCUCGCACUAAGUGAGAGCGCAGCGAGACCGACCGUGUUCUUUUACGCGAGUACGCGACUUGCGAGCACUCGAGAUUAUCGGAUCUCAGAAAUGGCUAAAUCGAUCGAGUUCUAACUAGGCUUAAUCGAAAGCUUGGGGUCGAUUUACAUUAGAAAACUUUUUAUUUUUUCUCUACAUGUCCUAUGAGUGAAGGUAUCGCGACGCAAAGUCCGAAAUGUCAAAAUUUCAUUUUUAGUAUCUACACCAAAAUUGUCAUUGUUUUCAAAAACUAAUAUGUUAUUGAUGAUAUACAAUUAUAUCGAAUAGCGAGCAGUAAACUACAUAGAGCAAUCCAUAUUUGUUGUUGAAAUAUUUUAAUUGAAAGUAUGUUAUCAUGAGAUUCCUGACACGAGCCCUAUAUUCUUGGCUUUUACGUGGCCUCUUAAGUCUAUGAUCUGCUAGAUGGCGCUGGCAACAUUCAUGUGUGGGUUAUCGGCGCCGCCUUCUCACAGGUGGUGAUUCCGGCGGUUCCCACUUGCCCGUUCGUCGACGAGGAAGUAGAGAAUGAGACCAAAGGAUUGCAACGUAAUAAACUUUUAUUCUCUCUCGAGUACAACGUAGGGAGAUGCUCUCGCUUAGCGUGUCUAACCAACAACUGAACUAUGGCGCCGAAUCUUCCCGCGCAGGGCAGCCACACGUACAUCCACUAGUUCCUUUUUUCCUACUCUAGUGAUUCUCUCUUGUGGCCAAUCCCCACACAUGCAUACUUAUAUUUGAGUAAUAUUCAGAUCGUUCUGGUGUAGGUUAAAUCGUGUGAAUAUUCGGAGAAGUUCGGAAAUAUUGAGAUUUAAUGUCAUAUAGUUAAAAUUUUAAGCAAUAUGCCUCAUUGUAUAGCUCUGGGAUGUACCAGUGGGUACCCUUCGAAUAAUGAAAAAGUGCAUUUCUUUUAUGUGCCGAAAAAUAAAAAUUCGAUUAAGUUAUGACAAACAGCUUUGAAAAAAAAGUUAUUGUGUGAGCAUAUCAACCUAUAUGUGAGAAACAUUUCUUAGCAGAAGAAAUUAUUUGACGUCAGACAAUUCUUGACAAAGAUGGAAAUAUUAUUAGUGAGAUAAGUAAUAUUAUUUGGUUUUCAUUUGCACUCAAGUGCAAAUGAAUCACUCAGUUAUGUGAGUAUUUUAUGGUCAGAUAAGACGUCAAUUGUUCAUUGAAUGAAAAUCGUAAAAUGUAAAAAGUAAAUAAAAAAA